CCCGCCUCUCCACAGCCUCUCCACAGCCUCUCCACAGUCUCUCGGUGCGGGGAGUGGGGCUGAAGCACCGGCUGGAGACGUGGACUCUGAGCGCCGCAAUCAGCAAAGCAGCACACACGACCACACAAGGGUCCUCCAGGAGCCGACGAGUCCAGACGAGGAGUGUCUGAUUGGGCCUAAACGUGGGACAAUGAGCAGAGAAGACACCAGAGGUCUGAGUGAAGAGCUGCCCGCGGAGACAGCCAUUUACCAAUCCAACUGCAAUCAGACACCAACACAGCCUUCUGAGGAACACUUGGCAAGCAGGCAGCAAAUGUGUCUUGAGUCUAUUGUUUUUUGUCUGUUUGUUUGUUUUUUAUGAAGAUGGGGUGUUAGCUCAAAAGACGGCAAACUUCAAUUACAUUUUUAUAUAUUUAAUUCUGUAAGCAACUUGAAGUUAAUUACAAUCUUUUUUUUUCUGUUCACUUACAGUCUGUCACUGAGAAAGAUGAUGUCAAAUUAGAAAACAGAGUGAAUAGUGUCUACAAGUAGUUGACAGAAAAACUACAGAACAGAUCCAGUCUAUAAUGGUGAAAAAACUAAAUAUUGUAUGAUACACCAAAAGAUUUGUCUGCAUCUCUGUAAUCACACUUUUAAAAAAAUACUUUUCUGAUGAAUUGCAAAAAUUGUUUCAUUAUUUUGUCACAUCGUCCAUCCUUAUAGAAGCAAUGACAUCCACAUACAGACUCAAGCAACAUGCAGACAAAGCAGAAGAGAACGCCUAACAUCUAGAUCUCUUCUAACUGACACAGCCUCUGUCUGGCACAGCACACAAGCCUCUCACAUGCAGACGCAAAAUGAAGUCUUACUGUUUUUGCCAAAUGCCUGUCCUCUCUGUGCUGAUUGAACAAAAUGAGUGGUGCUCUAUUGUUCUGAAGCUCCCUUCAAACACACUGUGAGUAAAACACAAUGAAAGCUGCCAGGCUGCACAGCCUCUCACCUGGAAGUUGUAAAGUCUGAAUGACCUUUGACUGCUGUAGAAGGUAUUUCAUGUAUAAUACUCUGAAUGUUUGUGGGGGCGUGGCCUGUGGCAGUCGACCCUGUAUUCACUGUUCAUGUGCAUGUGCAGCCCACUGCUCGGUUUAUUGAUUGUUCAGCUGUGAUGGAAUGAUGGGUGUGUUUAAGUGAUGGUGAAUCAAAAACAUUCUACUAGGAUGGGAUACAACAAAAAAGACAUACCAAACCUAUGUGCAGUAAACAUGAAGGCACUAUAUUGCUUCUGCAAUGUACAGUGUACUGUAUCAUGCAAAACUGUUCAAAUGAAUGAAACUAAAGCAACUUCAGUUUGUACACAUUUUAGACAGAGAGCUGUUCAACAUUUGACACCAGUGCACACAAAGGCUGAGAUCCUGAAGGAAACAUGCCCCUUCCUCUGGUGGCUUCCUGUUGCCAUGACAAUGGGAAGGGCCUGCUUCCUGCAUGUUUCCUUCAUAAGCAAAGCCCCCACACUGUGAAAGUUGCUCUGAACAAGCUCCACUCCUCCAGAGCACUCCAGACUCCGGGCUCCAGAUUCUCGCCACCAUGUGAAUGUGUCCCAUUGUUGUCCAUUCAUAUGAUGGAGUGUCCCUUCCAAGCAGCUGUGAGGACCUUUACCAACCCAAAGCGUGGCAUGGACGUGUCCCACUCGGCCACCCCUGGGCCAUCCCCCUGCCCUGGCAGGGAGGGGUCUAAUGGGGACGUGAUUCUGGCUGUUCUCCUGGUGACUGUGGCUGGAGUGGCUGUGCUCCUGUUGCUCUACAGACUACUGCAGCUGCGCCACAGGCUGAAGAUGGCAAGAGCGAGACAUGCACUGGAGUAUUACGGCUUUUACCACAGCGCCACCUACAGGCUCCCGCAUGUACCACUCUACGAGGAUGAGGCUAAAACAGGGACAAAAACCUGCCCUGGGCCUGGUCCAGCUCUAGUUCACACAGUGACACCACUGACCCCCCCUACAUUAGUGGUCACUUCCUUGCCCCCAGUGCCCCCUCCCCCUAUGACAUGUCCACCUCCUGAACAGGCCCCGCCUCUUUACCAAACCACUCCCUUUGAAGAGGCCACACCCCUCAUCAUCCCCCCACUUGUAGUCCCGUCCACGCCCUCCCUCCUUCUCCCACCUGUCAGGCAUGUCACGCCCCCAAGUCCUCACCUGUCCUGGGGGGCGUGUUCCGAUGUAGAAUUAUACUCCCGGAUUGGAGCAUAUCGAUCAUCCCGCCUCUCCAGUCUCUCCAGCCAAUCACGAGUCAUCCUGUUUGAACACUCAUCGCUCUGAACUUUUUUAUUGGUUCAAACAGCAGUGGGUCCAGUGGAUGACAUGAAAUUCCCACUUAGGAACAAUAAU
Messenger RNA from Boleophthalmus pectinirostris (great blue-spotted mudskipper), 2359 nucleotides. RefSeq lists its product as uncharacterized. The transcript is spliced from 4 exons. The coding region runs from base 1400 to 2290 and encodes 296 amino acids. The record is from RefSeq and is a predicted model, not a curated record. NCBI's taxonomy places the organism in Eukaryota, Metazoa, Chordata, Actinopteri, Gobiiformes, Gobiidae.